AUGGAUUGUAGCUGCGUGUCUGACAUCCUCCUGACUCCAUCUAUGCCAGCUCUAUGGACUCCAGGGUUUGCCUUUCCCGAUUGGGCCUACAAGCCGGAGUCCAGCCCGGGAUCCCGACAGAUCCAGCUCUGGCAUUUCAUUCUGGAGCUUCUACAGAAAGAGGAGUAUCACGAUGUCAUCGCCUGGCAGGGGGACUACGGAGAGUUUGUCAUCAAGGACCCCGAUGAGGUGGCGCGGCUGUGGGGGAUCCGGAAAUGCAAACCACACAUGAACUACGACAAGCUGAGCCGGGCACUCAGGUAUUAUUAUAACAAGCGGAUUCUCCACAAGACUAAAGGAAAGCGUUUCACCUACAAAUUUAACUUCAGUAAGGUCGUGCUGGUGAAUUACCCUCUGCUGGAUAUGGCCAAUUCUUCUCUGCUACUUGGGCAAAGCCCCUUCCCCGGAGCCCACUCACACGACCCCUUUACCCCAGAGGCUCUGCAGUCUCUUUUCUCGCCCACCGGACGCUCACCGCUUCUGGAUCGCCCGCUCGCCGCUCCGGACACCGACAAACUCCGCUUAGAAGCCGCAUUCCCUUUCCUAAGCUCUGGUACCAGUUACACAAAGCCACCAGCAUUAUUGCCUCCCUACAAUCGCAGCACCCCAUUUCCAGACUACCCUUGGGGAUUUAACCCAUACCUUUCCGGCACGUUCCCGCUUACCAACUCCAAACUGCCCACCUCACUCUACCCUCCACAAUUCUACCCCGGCUCCCUCUCCCAAAUGCCCCCUCCAGUCUCUCUGCUCCCAGGAGACUCUAUGGACAGAGCAUCCAGUCUUCUGCAAGGGAUCCCACAAAGGAUCUGCAACAGCCUGAACCCCCACUUCAUACCACCCAGAGGCAGCGGAGAAUUAGGGGGUGCAGCAGCGGCAAGGAGGGAGAGGGUCGAACCAGAAGGAAAACAGGAACCAGAGUCCGACUCUGAUCUGGAAAUUACGGACGUGAGCGACUGCAGCUCGGAAGCAGAAGGGUGCGGAUUCAGCCCCCCCUGCCCUGGACCUUCUGUGGCCAAAGGACAAGCAGAGCGACCUAAAGAGGAGGGCAAAACUGCAUCGGAACUGGCAACUAAUCCCUCCAGCUAG
Spea bombifrons (plains spadefoot toad) is the source of this 1125-nucleotide messenger RNA. RefSeq names its product ETS repressor factor like (gene ERFL). The coding region runs from base 1 to 1125 and encodes 374 amino acids. Gene Ontology annotation, biological process: regulation of transcription by RNA polymerase II; cell differentiation. Gene Ontology annotation, cellular component: nucleus. NCBI's taxonomy places the organism in Eukaryota, Metazoa, Chordata, Amphibia, Anura, Pelobatidae. Gene Ontology annotation, molecular function: sequence-specific DNA binding; DNA-binding transcription factor activity, RNA polymerase II-specific. The record is from RefSeq and is a predicted model, not a curated record. The transcript has 5 exons.